Molecule: messenger RNA, 1686 nt
Organism: Didymella exigua CBS 183.55
Lineage: Eukaryota; Fungi; Ascomycota; Dothideomycetes; Pleosporales; Didymellaceae
Product: alpha/beta-hydrolase
Exons: 2
Coding region: 1-1686 (561 amino acids)
Source: RefSeq, a predicted model, not a curated record
AUGCGCUGGUAUUUCGAGUGGAGUAGGGCGAUUGGCAGCAUUGUAAGCAUCGUCCUCCCCGGCGACCAAGUAGUCCAAUUCCACGGUAUCCCGUACGCUGCAGUCCCGCGCCGCUUCAAGCAAUCCACUCUCCUCGAGAACCUCAAUGGCACGCAUCGCAACUUCAAGUUCCCGGGCUUCGCGUGUCCGCACUCGUUCACCAUGGCGGAUGACCACAGCGGCGGUCUGUAUCCCAACGAGCAGAUCAUCGAAGUCGAUGAGCUCGCGUGCUUGACCGUCACGCUGAGCAUACCGCUCCAGUACUUCACCGCUGUGACCGCGCCGCAGGGUUCUGCACGACAGAAUCCUGGUCAGCAAGAGGGGGGGAAACGGAUGCCUGUCAUGGCGUAUAUCCACGGCGGCGCGUUUCAUGUCGGCAAAGCAGACGCGGUACACGACACUGCGCCGCUCGUCUCGCAAUCCAUCGACGACGCUCAACCCGUCAUAGCGGCUUCUCUGCAGUACCGCAUCGGCGCUUUGGGGUUCCUCGCUACUCCAGACGGAGGUGUGAAUCUGGGCUUGUGUGAUCAGAGAACAGGGCUGGAGUGGUUGCAGCGCUUCAUCGGGGGAUUUGGCGGCGAUGAAAGCAGGGUCACCAUGUUUGGGGAGAGCGCGGGGGGUUUCUCGAUUUGUUGCCAUAUGCUCGGCCGCCCGAGUGCGAGGCCGCUAUUCAAUCGAGCGGUCAUCAUGUCAGGUGUGCUGGGCCCGUUGAUGGUGCCUGUUUCGCAGUCCGAGGCCGGGAAUGCGUUUAACGAUAUCUGCGAGAUUCUGGGCAUCGAAGAAACAGGCCGCGCUGCGCUGGAAAAGCUCGAAUCCGUUCCAGUCCAGAGACUCGUUGAAGCGGGCGAUACAUGGACAGCCCGCGGCAACUUCUGGCGCCCCGUCGUCGAUCCGUCAUUCUUUGCCCACGCCGAUGUGUCGUGGGACGCUAUCCCUCGUCUCCUGGCGGAUUGUCCGUGGGUCGGCGCGCUCAUCGUCGGCAACACGGCGAGUGAGGGGACGCCGUACAGCGCCCUCGCUGCAUCGCUCACGCCCGCCUCCUUCCGGGCACACAUCUCUGCCGGCCUGAGCGAGCAGGCGACAGACAGAGUAAUGCAAACGUAUGGUAUCGAGGAGGGCAUGGAUCACACCCUCUUCGCCCUCACUGCGACCCGCUAUCUGGGUGAUGUCGUUUUCGACGCCCCGAUCCACGCGCUCUGCUCUCAUCUCUCCUCCUCCUCCGCUCUCAAUGACACGAAGCUCUACAGAUACAUAUUCGCCGUCCCAAACCCCUUCCCUGGCGCGUCCUUCCACGCCGUCCCACACCACUGGGUCGACGUGUACUUCUUGUUCCGAACCCUGCAGUUCCGCUUCCCAAACACCACGCUCAAGAAGAUAAGCGACGAGCAUGCGAGGCUGUGGGUGCGGUUUGCGCACGGCCAGGCGCCGUGGGGUGAGUGCGGGGAAGGGGGGGUUAUGGUCGCUGAUGCGGUGCAGGGGUGGAAGGAGAUGACUUUAGAGGAGGACGAGCAGGGGAACGGGCGGGAUCUGGCGAGGCUGGGGAGGCUGUGGGAUGCGUGGGCGGAGAAGAGAGGGGAUGCGGCGUGGGCGCCUGUCAGGGUUUCGCAGAUCAUCGCGGCGCAGGAGAGGGAAGAAGAGGGUGUGUGA